Molecule: messenger RNA, 2779 nt
Organism: Lynx canadensis (Canada lynx)
Lineage: Eukaryota; Metazoa; Chordata; Mammalia; Carnivora; Felidae
Product: putative adhesion G protein-coupled receptor E4P
Exons: 17
Coding region: 319-2412 (697 amino acids)
Biological process (GO): cell surface receptor signaling pathway; adenylate cyclase-activating G protein-coupled receptor signaling pathway
Cellular component (GO): membrane
Molecular function (GO): G protein-coupled receptor activity; calcium ion binding
Source: RefSeq, a predicted model, not a curated record
UCAUGCUCUGUCUCUCUCUGUCCCAAAAAUAAAUAAAAACGUUGAAAAAAAAUUAAAAAAAAAAUAAAUUACCCAAAUGAAAAGAGAACUAAGGGACCCUGCAUUAUGCAAGCUGCCCAGUCAACACCCCCAGCCUUCUCAUCCACCCACGAGACUCCUUGAGAAAUUGGAGUUCCAGAUAAGAAGCGAUGUACUUCCUUCUUCAUUAGCUCUGAUAAGCUGCCAGGGUAAGAAACAAGAACUUUUCAUCUUGUGGGAACCCUUGGCACGUCCUGUUUGAGAGUGCUUCUCAAUUGUUGCUUCUGAUAUCGCAGUGCUAUGGGAAGCAGGUGUCUGCCCCUGCUCUCAGGUCUCACUGUCCUGCUGGCUCUGUCAGGAUCACUUGUCAAAAAUUCUGAAGGUCUCUGUCCCAAGUGCCCUGAAAAUGCCAGCUGCUCCAACAGUACCCACUGUGCUUGUAAAGAUGGAUUUCAGUCCGUGUCUGGGAGGAAGUACAUUGAGCCCCAUGAGAAGUGUGAAGAUAUCGAUGAGUGUGAGACUGGUCUGGCAAAGUGCAAGAAGAAAUCCUACUGCAGAAAUGAAAUUGGAAGUUACUACUGCAGCUGUGUCCCAAAUUCUGUCUUCAACUUUGUGGCUGGCUUAUUUAAAUUAGAUUAUAAAGAGUGUUAUGAGGCCACUGGUGAGGAGAUACAGGUCUCAAGGGACAUUCAGGAAAUUCUGAUGAACAAUGGAAGCAAAAAUCACAUUGCAAAAGUGGCGACCCAAGUACUUCAAGACACGGAACUGAUCGUAUGGACUGAGACUUUAGCUUUUCCAGGAAAGUAUGAGAAUUCUACGCUUGGUAUAGUUUAUGAAACCAAGAGGUGCAAUGACACAAGUGAGAAGACUCUUCUGGAGGCUGGAAAUAACACUAUGGAUAUCAACUGUACUGAUGCUUUCAAAGGAACCAUAGGAGAUAGAAGUGCAGUUGCACUUAUCACUUAUCAAUCUCUUGGGGAUAUUCUGAAUGGAUCUUUUUUUAAUGAUGGAAGAGGGACACAGGAAGUGAAACUGAACUCUCGUGUCACAAGUGGCACCAUUGGUAUGAAGGAAAAAGUAUAUCUCUCUGAACCUGUGUUCCUGACCUUCCAAAAUAUACAGCCUGGUGGUGCAAGAGCAAAAUAUUUCUGUGUCUCCUGGGAUGCAUCAGAGGAGGGGGGCGCCUGGUCAAUGGAGGGCUGCUCUCAUGUGGGCAGCAACGAUUCACACACCCGAUGCAAAUGCUUCCACCUUUCCAGCUUUGCUGUUCUCAUGGCUCUUGUUCCCAAGGUGGAUCCUGUGCUGACUAUGAUCACCUAUGUGGGGCUGAGCCUCUCCCUGCUGUGCCUCCUCCUGGCAGCCCUCACCUUCCUCCUGUGCCGACCCAUCCAGAACACCAGCACUUUCCUCCACCUGCAGCUUUCCAUUUGUCUCUUCCUGGCCCAUCUGCUCUUCCUAACAGGGAUUGACCAAACUAAGCCUGAGGUGCUGUGCUCCAUCAUCGCUGGUGUGCUGCACUACCUCUACCUGGCCUCCUUCACUUGGAUGCUCCUUGAAGGGCUACAGCUUUUCCUAACCGUCAGAAACCUCAAGGUGGCCAACUACACCAGUGCAGGCAAAUUCAAGAAGAGGUUCAUGUGCCCUUUUGGCUAUGGGGUUCCAGCUCUGAUUGUGGCUGUGUCUGCAAUAGUAGGACCCCAAAAUUAUGGAACAUAUGAUCGCUGCUGGCUCAAGCAUGAUAAAGCGUUCAUCUGGAGUUUUAUGGGACCAGUGGCAGUCAUUAUCUUGAUAAACUUGGUGUUCUACUUUCAAAUCCUGUGGAUUUUGAGAAGUAAACUUUCCUCCCUCAACAAAGAAGUUUCUACCAUUCAGGAUACCAGAGUCAUGACAUUUAAAGCCAUUGCUCAGCUAUUUAUACUGGGCUGUUCUUGGGGCCUUGGCUAUUUUAUGGUUGAAGAGUUCGGGAAGGUGAUCGGAUCAGUCAUUGCCUACACAUUCACCAUCAUCAAUGUCCUGCAGGGGGUUUUGCUCUUUGUGGUACACUGUCUCCUUAAUCGCCAGGUGCGAAUGGAAUACAAGAAGUGGUUUAGUGGGAUCUGGAAAGCGAUUGAGACUGAAAGCUUUGACGUAUCUCGCUCUACGAUCCAAACCAAAAUGGUGCUGUGCUCCAUCAUCGCUGGUGUGCUGCACUCCCUCUACCUGGCCUCCUUCACCUGGAUGCCCCUUGAAGGGCUACAGCUUUUCCUAACCGUCAGAAACCUCAAGGUGGCCAGCUACAUCAUUACGGGGAAGUUCAAGAAGUUCAUGUAUCCUUUUGGCUACGGGGUCCCAGCUCUGAUUGUAGCUGUGUCUACAGGUGUUGGACACAGCAGUUAUGGGAUACAUACUAAGUAACCACGGUGUCUUUGUCAUGAGGAAGUAAUAAUAUAUGUAUGAACUCCCAUGUAUUGAACAUCUACUACCUGCUCUGUUGUAGGUGCUGUGGGCACCCCAGGAAGCAAAGCAGACAAUAAGCAAAUAGACAUGGAAUAUGAUAUUGGGCUACAAUAGGUGCCACCACAGAGAGGCAAACUAGGGAAAUGGGAAUGUGGUCAGGGAAACCACUGAGAGGUAAACUUCGUAUGUCAUAUGUUAUUUGACUUUUUAGAUGUCUUACUUACUGUAUUAAUUUCCUAUUGCUGUGCUAACAAGUUAGCUCAAACUUGGUGACUUAAAACAACGCAAGUUUAUUAUCUUAUUUUGAAUUCUGUAGGUCAGAAGU